AUGACUGUAGGAUCAGAAAUUCUCUCCAAGUUCGGGAGGAAAGCAGAUGAUCCCCUCAUAAUACAGAAAUGUGAAGAUCUGAUAGGAAUAUUCAAUUUUUCCGUGGAGGAGCUUUUCAUCAAUUGGGAGUCCUAUGUUCUUACCAGUGCUAGCGAUGUCAAUCUUCAGCUAUCCCCAGAGAACUUGGAAAAGCUGAAAGAUUACUUACAGCAGAAGCUGGUGCAAGCUGCAGCUCAAAAGAAUAAUAGUGCCACUCCGAUGAUGAAAAACAAGAUAGUUAGGCCGGUUGCCAGAGGAAAUAUCAACGGUUCUAGCCCUCUGAUGGGGCUGAAUACUCCCUCCACUCCAGUCAGCUCUCAUAAGAAAAGGAAACUUGUCACCCCCAGCAGCUCUUCGGCGACCCCAUCAAAGCAUCCUCCCAGCUCUUCACCAAUAAAGAAAUCCGUUCAGGUUUCAGGAAAGAUCAUUGAAUCAUUGAAUGAUCAUAUUCCUUCCAUUGGUGGCCUCCAAAAUGAUACUGAUCAUACACCAAAUAUUUCAACUUCGAACGUCACACUAACAGCAAAUUUUGAUCCUAAGAAAUAUCAAUUUAGAACCAUGAGGCAGAAAUUACUAGACACGGCAGAUGUCCUGGAUGAACAGAUAGAUUCUAUGGCAAAGACUUUGCAAAAACAUCACAAAAUUGCAGAAUCGGAUUUUGGAAACCCUUGCAUAGCCUCCCAGUUUUCUGUAUAUUGUUGUGGAAGAAUUGUGCCUGAUUCUCCAUUUGCUCCAGUUGAACUUCGUCUGAAUCCAGAUUCGUUGUUUUUGGAGACUUCAAGGUUAGGUGGAAUUGGGCAGAGAAUUUCUAUUGAUGUUCAAUCUUUAGCAGAAUACUCUUUCUUUCCGGGUCAGAUUGUUGGUUUCAAGGGAAAAAAUCCAAGCGGAGAACGCUUCAUCGUAGAGCAAGUGCUGGACAUUCCAUAUUUAGGGGCCCCAGUCAGUAACAAAACUGAGUUAUUGGAGUACAAAACUAACCUCGAUGGAUCCUCUAUGAAAACCACGGUUCUGUCUGGACCAUAUACUCCUUCAACAAAAAUUGACUAUUCUCUAUUGGAAAGUUUUGUGCAAAAACUAAACACCGAGAUCAAGCCUCAUUCCGUUAUCAUGUUUGGACCAUUUCUAGAUAUAACCCACCCUUCGAUUAGAGAUGGUUCUAUCGAGUCGGUUCCAGAGCUCCAGGGAAAAAAAGUGGCCACUCUAGACAAUUUCUUCAGAGCUGUGAUUACACCCAUUCUGAAGAAAAUAGAUUCUAGAAUUCAGGUGAUUUUGAUUCCUUCAACCAGGGAUUCAAUCAGCAGUCAUGCUGCUUAUCCGCAAAAUUCUUUCGAACGCAAGUCUCUACAGUUGCCCAAAAACUUUAAAUGCUUCCCGAACCCAUGUUCUUUUCAGUUGAACGAAUGCCUCAUAGGCGUCUCUAAUUUGGAUUCUUUCAAAGAUAUCAAGGACGUGAACAGAGGUAAAAUUGGAGACUUGAACAGAUUUGAUCGUAUAGCAGACCAUAUUCUUCAACAAAGAAGAUAUUAUCCGUGUUUCCCAGGGUCUUUGAAAACAAGAAAAGGCCCUGAUGGCACUGUUGAGCAUAUAUGUGGUGCAGAUCUAGAUAUGCCCUAUAUGGGACUGUCAGAACUCUACGACGUUCUUCCUGAUGUAUUGAUAAUUCCUUCAGAGAUGAGAUAUUUUGUUCGGGUUGUGAAAAACGUGGUAGUCAUUAAUCCUGGUUACUUUUUAACAGGCAACAAUGCUGGAACAUAUGUAACUCUGUCUGUGAAACCUCCAAACCCUGAGGUGGACGAUGAUGACCUCACCUGCAUUAACGACGACGAUCGACUAUACAUUCAUAACAUCUGGAAGCGUGCCCGAGUAGAUAUAAUCAACGUAUAA
Komagataella phaffii GS115 is the source of this 1923-nucleotide messenger RNA. RefSeq names its product B subunit of DNA polymerase alpha-primase complex. The coding region runs from base 1 to 1923 and encodes 640 amino acids. The record is from RefSeq and is a predicted model, not a curated record. Gene Ontology annotation, molecular function: DNA binding. Gene Ontology annotation, biological process: DNA replication; DNA replication initiation. The transcript has a single exon. Lineage: Eukaryota; Fungi; Ascomycota; Pichiomycetes; Pichiales; Pichiaceae. Gene Ontology annotation, cellular component: alpha DNA polymerase:primase complex.